AUGACGAACCCACAAGACAACCCUGUAACUCCUUCACAGCCUACUCCUUCUGAUUCAUCUACCCCUUCUCCACCCAGCACAACUCCCCAACCCAGACGAAGGAGAGUAAAAAUGCUUGCUCGAAAAACAGUGGCUUCUGGUGCUCUUUCAAAGAAAUUGAAUGAGAAAUUAAAGGCAAGCCAGGUCCAAGAUUCUGAUUCUUUCAAAUCUGCUAGUGAGGGGGAAGGACCUGGGUCUUCUAACUCUGAGAAGGCUCAAAAAUCCCCUUCUAAGGUAAGUUCUUCUUUGACUAAAAAUUUAGAACAUAGGUUUGUAUUGGUUGGACCUAUAAGGGAUGUGGAAUUACCUGAGUUAGGUAGGAGUGGAGGUAAAAAGAAAUCUGGAAAAGAAAAGGAGAGAGAGGGUGAAUGUGGUGAAGUGAGGGGAAAAGGGAAAGGAGUGGUUGAUCAUUCACCCACUGCUGAAUUGUCUAUAUCUGCUAUUUUUGGGGUUGUUCAAAAAAAUAUUAAAGAAAGUGGCAAGAAGUCAGGGGGAAGCGGUUCAAGGGAGACUAAUGAAGGGCUACUUAAUUUAAGCUCACAGGGAAAUGAACCUGGUUCAUCAAUUGGAGAAACCACAGCAGACCUUCUGAAAAAUGUGGGUUUACGAUCCAAAGAAAAGAAGAACUCCCACACCAAAACCCCUAGUGCUGCUAAACCUUCCAAGAAACGAAAGGUUUCCUCCCCAACUACCACUGAAACUGACUGGCCAAAGGGAAGAGCCACAAGAAGCAGGGUGAAAAAGAGUGAGAGUGAUCUACAAAAGGGAAGAUCCACAAGAAGCAGGGUGAAACAGAGUGAGAGUGAUUUACAAAAGGCUUUGGCUGAAAGUAAGAAGAAAAAGAUGGAUAAAGGAAAAGGUAAGAUUGCAGAGUCCUCAGAAGCUGUUGAUAGGACAAGGUCUGCAGUAAAAGGGAAACAAGUUCGAGUUUCUAAAGAUGAGGAAUGGAGUGGUGAGGAAGAAAAUGAGUUUGAUUGUGAACAAGACAAGCCUACCAAGUUUGGCAAAAGGAACAUUUUGAAGGGAAGAUUGUUGAAAGAUUUGGUAGAACCAGGAAUGGUUCGUUUGGUUGACACCUUAGCAACUUAG
Messenger RNA from Nicotiana tabacum (common tobacco), 1128 nucleotides. NCBI's taxonomy places the organism in Eukaryota, Viridiplantae, Streptophyta, Magnoliopsida, Solanales, Solanaceae. The record is from RefSeq and is a predicted model, not a curated record.